GACAGCGAGCAGACCUGAGGUGUUGAUGCCAAGCUUCUCCGUGUUUAUGUCCUAAUUUUGGGUUUUUGCUGAUUUCAGUAGCUGUCAGUUAACCGUCUAUCGACAGUUAUCCACUAAAAGCUGCAUUUGGGUCCAUUUAAAGGUUGAAAAAGAUCAAGUGCUACAUCACAAUUCAACAGGGACAAGAUGAUGGCUAAAAACGAAGGACAAGUGCAGAACAUUUUGAAGGAAAAACUGGACAACCAGAAUGGGAACAACGCUCAGCAUCCCAAUUCAGAUGACAAGGAAAACGAUACCCAUCCAACACAUUCCUUCGAGUGGCGCUGUGGUGAAAACUCCAGCAAAAUCACUUGCACUAAAGCAGGAACUGUCCUGGAUUCACUGAAGAAAAGUCCACAAUUCAAUGAAAUUGCAACGAAGUACAACAAGAAAGAACUUCUCAUCAUGAAAGAGGGAAAAGCUGUAAGCUCACAUCUUCCGUGCACCUUAAUUACACAAGGGGAGCGUCUGACUGUGAAGUAUAUAAAAGCACCAAAGAAAAUCAUUCCUCCUGUUUCUUUGAGGAAAAAAACAUGCGGUGAGUUGGUAAUGUUUCAUGUGUUGACAAAAGGAGGCAAAAAUGUAACAAAAAUCAUGAGAAAUCCUGAACUAAGCAAAGUAGUCCAGGAAGUGACUGUUUAUGCCUACAAAGGGGAACGGGUGAAGGAUGCUCUGAGAAGAGAUGGGCGUUUCCAACGUGUCAUAUUCCAAAAGAACUGUGUGCUCUCUCAGAAGGUCGAUGAAGUAAUAACAGAGUUCUCCAACCCUGUUGAUGAUCUUCAUGGUACAGUUUUCCAGAUUAUAAUGCUCAACAAGUCCAAGCCACCAGACAGUCUGCCAGGCAGUCUUGAGGAGGCUUAUUAUUAUCUGAGUCAAACUGACUCAGAGAAGGCAGGCACACACAAAAAGACUCCAGACCAGGUAUUGGAAGAGAUACAUGGCUCAAAGGGGAUGCAGCAACACCUACUGUCACAGUUUACAGAAUCUGUGAAAAGCAUGAAAGACAAUCCUUUUAAGCUUUCUCGCAUUCAGAAUCUGCUCCGUGUGGAGUUUGGACAGAAUGUUCAGAGGUGCAAUGAAGUAAAGACCAUGAAAAAACUGAUGGAUCGCAGCAAAUCUGUUUGUCAAGUGAGAAUAAAUGGGGGUCCCGUUGGAAGUGGCUUUCUUCUCUUUGGCCAGUAUGUCCUCACUAACGCUCAUGUAAUUAAAGACAUUUACAAUGAAAACAGAAAACUUGAUGAGAAGGUUUCUGUGCAUUUCUCAUAUGAAAGUGUGGAGCAGCCUGAUGAAGGGAUAAUUGUUGAAGAGGUGGUUUGCUUCGAAUACCAACCUGAUGUGUGUCAAAGUGACUUUGCUGUGUUAAAGGUCAGUGGGCAUCAGGAAUUACCCGUUGGCCUGUUAAAGCAUUUGGGCUUCCCACCCCAGGACGGUGGAGUUUGCAUCAUUGGGCAUCCAGAUGGCGGUGUGAAAAAAAUAGAUCCAUGUUUGAUUGUUCCAUCACAGAAUCGCAACCAGGUUGUAGAGAGGCAUUACAGAGAAAAUCAGGGUCCCGUUCAGUUUGUUACUGGCUCUUUCUUUCAGGAUGUAGCAGAGUGUGUUCAACAGAAGGUCCUAACUUAUGGGACGAGUUUUUACCAUGGCUCAUCUGGCUCUCCUGUUUUUGACAAAUACUGCAACGUUGUAGCCGUGCAUACAGCUGGGUAUGCUUACUGUCGUCCAACGGGUGUAUUAGAUAGUGUGAUAGAGUAUGGCCACCCUUUGUCUGACUUGUUGGUACGCCUCGUUAUCCAAGUAGUGCAAAGGAAAAAGUUUGACGUGUUGAAGGAAUACCUUGCUUUCAGUGACAACCGGCACGAAGUGAUUAAAAACAAUGUAAAGAAGCUGGUGGAGAGCAGAAAUGACACAAUAUUUAAAGAAGCCAUCAACACUUUGGUGCACACAGAUGACAUGAGCUUGAAGGAGUUCUGGGGUUUUUUCUCACAAACAGAAGAACCUGUCCCAAUGGAAUUCUAAAUGUGAUUGUUGCAAAGCUGAUGAAAGAUUCAGCAAUGCAAUACGUGCUGUUAGCAAUUAAACAUCUAAGAAAUCCAUGUAUCGUUUUAAAUGGCUAAUGCAAAAUAUAAACCAUUCAUUUCAUAUAGGUAAAGGUUUCAUUUUAAUCAAUGAUACUGUAAAUUAUUUGUUUUUCUUUGGGGUUUUUUUCAGCAACUGAUAACUCAUGUAUAUUUAGUAUCUGUUAAGUUUUUAUGACUUUGAUAAACCAAAUGCAACUGUUGUUCACUUUUCUACAACUCUUAAAAAAACUAAGACCGCAGUUGAACUGAUAAGGGUGUAAAUACAUAAAUUGUUUUUUUAGUCAAUUCAUUGGAUGUUUGUUAAAGCUUCAUUGGAUUUCAUCAUUUUAUUUUUCAUUAUGUGAUAUGUUGUUUAUUUGGUAGCUGUUGAUCCAUUUUGGAUUCAUGCUGAGACCAGAUAUAACUGCUGUUUACUUCUGUUUCAACAUCAUCAUCAUGUAAUAAACUGUAUUUCAUAAGCAGGACCUGGCUACUGCUUUUGAUUUUUGAUCAUAUACUAUGUAAGCACCAGUGUACUCAUGUUUUCACAAUUUGCUUUUAUCUUAUGCAUAAAUAAACUUACCAUUUUGU
Molecule: messenger RNA, 2684 nt
Organism: Cololabis saira (Pacific saury)
Lineage: Eukaryota; Metazoa; Chordata; Actinopteri; Beloniformes; Belonidae
Product: serine protease FAM111A-like
Exons: 4
Coding region: 187-2052 (621 amino acids)
Biological process (GO): proteolysis
Molecular function (GO): serine-type peptidase activity
Source: RefSeq, a predicted model, not a curated record